AUGAUGCGUGGUAAUCUUCCUCAUCGGAUCAAAGGUUUUCAUGAAGUAUACGGUGACAUCGUUCGAGUCGCGCCUGAUGAGCUAUCUUUUAUCAACCCCGACGCUUGGCGGGAUAUUUACAGUAAAGGUCGGGAGUUUGUCCGCCCAGACCAAUACAAGGAUCAACCGCCUGGCAAGACAGCCGCGAAUUUAAUCGCAUGCUCAGAAUCAGAACACGCUCGGCUGCGGAAAAUACUCGCGCCUGGAUUUUCUGAAAGAUAUGCUAUGGAACAAGAGCCUUUCAUCCAGUCCUAUGUUGACAAAUUAUUUGGGAAGCUGGACGACGGACUCCAAAAUGGCAAAUUCUCGGCGGUAGAUGUUGUUGAAUGGAUCAACUAUCUUGCCUUUGACGUGAUUGGAGAUCUAACUUGGGGAUCCUCCUUUGGAUGCUUAGAUGGUCUGACCUACCAUCCGUGGGUUCAAACAGUGGGGCAGUUCAAGACUGCAAUCGUCGUCGGCGCACUCAAGUUCUACCCACCCGUCUACUCAUUUCUCAUGGCAAUAACACCACCCUCAGCACUACAGGCUGUUAUGGAUAUGUGGAAACAAACAGAACAAAGCGUUCUUGAACGAGUCGCCAGCGGUGCAAGCCGUCCCGAUUUAGUUGGCACAAUGCUGGCAUCUAGGUCCAUGACCCAGGAAGAGAUCGAGGUCAAUUCCAUGAUGAUUGUAGCAGCAGGAAGCGAAUCCAUCACCACAGUUCUGACCGGAGUGAUCAAUCAUCUCCUUCGCAACCCGGACAAACUCAACACGCUGGUCGAGACACUCCGGACCACAUUCCCAUCAUCGGAGCAGGAGAUAACCGGGUCCGCCUUGAAAUCCCUUCCCUAUCUGAAUGCAGUGUUGAAUGAGGGCAUGCGGCUCUGCCCUACAAUACCAGAUAGCAUGCGCCGCCAAGUUCCCUUCGGCGGAGCAAAUGUUGCUGGGCAUUUUGUUCCCGGCGGGAUGGUGGUCUCUGUUCCCCCGUUCGCGACCUACCGUGCAUCGCGUAACUUCAAUCGUCCCCUGGAAUUUGCUCCAGAGCGCUGGCUUGGUGAAGAUGUGCGCAGUUCGAGAUUCCAAGGCGAUAGCAAAAUCGCCUUUAAUCCGUUCUCACUAGGCGCACACAAUUGUCCGGGCCAGAAUCUUGCCUGGCUGGAGCUGAGGAUUAUCCUUGCACGAAUGCUGUGGAGGUAUGAUCUGUCAAUUCCACCAGGUGUGGAGCUGCCUCAAUGGGAGGAUCAAGGUAUCUGGUGGUUUUGGGAUAAGCAGCCUACAAUGAUGCAUGUCGGAAAUAUCGACGAAAACCGGCUAAUUCCCCAUGGUGACUUCUAUUUCAGUGUCAGUGUUGAUACUAGGACCAAUCUGGGCCAUGUGUAUACCUCUCAGGGAGAUUACAAGAAAGCAGAGCGGGUGUAUCUUCAAGCGUUAUUUGGAAAAGACUUCACCGACGAGGACUACACUUCAGAUCUUCUCGAUCGUUUGACGCUGAUCGAAACUUUGAAGGUUAUUAAAGAAUACGACGUCGCACUCAAUCUUUCAACCUUAUACAUCAUGACUGACCGGUUAAAUGAUGCCGAACAUCUUCUCCAGUUCAUGAAAUUUGUCUUGGUCAAGGUCCUUCGUCCAGAUAGCGAGAAAGUUUUGACUAUCUCCUCCAACCUUGCAUGUGUAUGGCUCAAAAAUGGCCAAAUCAAUGAUGCGAAAAAGCUCUUUAUCAAGAUCAAAGAAACAUCGGAACGAGUCUUGGGCUUGGAGCGCGAGGUGGCAGUCAUCGCUUCAAGUAAUCCGUUUACGCUCACUUUAAAGCGCUAG
Molecule: messenger RNA, 1833 nt
Organism: Penicillium cinerascens
Lineage: Eukaryota; Fungi; Ascomycota; Eurotiomycetes; Eurotiales; Aspergillaceae
Exons: 3
Coding region: 1-1833 (610 amino acids)
Molecular function (GO): monooxygenase activity; oxidoreductase activity, acting on paired donors, with incorporation or reduction of molecular oxygen; protein binding
Source: RefSeq, a predicted model, not a curated record